Molecule: messenger RNA, 2144 nt
Organism: Seminavis robusta
Lineage: Eukaryota; Bacillariophyta; Bacillariophyceae; Naviculales; Naviculaceae
Source: the annotation of a GenBank genome assembly
CGCUCACCCAAAAACCGACAGUCUCCUCACAUUUUCAAUCAAAACCACAUCAUAUUCUUUGGGUAGCUACCAGGUAGACUCCGUGCCAAUUACCCGCAAAGAUGCUUGUUUAGCGUCGCCCUCUCGUCAACUCCUUCAUUAGUACUAGUAGAAGAAGAACAAGCAUACAAUUAUCAUGAGCGAGCGACAAGAAAGCAGUCCUCCAAGCGAAGGCAAAAGCAUAAAGCGUGCUCCCGAUGGGAAAACUCCCGAGAAGCGGCUUCGUGUGGAUGUAGGCAGGCAUGGCAAGAAGGGUGAUCGAAAGGCGGGCCAAUACGACCUGACGCCUGUCAUUUCUCCUUCCCAGGACCCAAGGUAUCCCUCAACUCCCUCAUUUUCGAUAGACCCGUGGGAGGUGAACGUAUCGCCGACUCAAAGUGAGAGUACCUGUAGUCUCAAGAGGGUCCGAACCGUCGUUGAUCGCACCCCUGGGGAUGAUGACGGUUCGAGCCUUGCUCAAAGCUAUGAUACUGAUCUUGGAGACGACAAUGGAUAUGAUCCAGACGAUGACGAGGACGAUGAGUUUAUUCUCACUGACAGAGACACGGGUCCAUCGGAAGGACAUGUUAAUGGGGUAGCAAGGGCGUGCAAUCCUGCAAAUCGAUUCUUGGUUCCUUCAGAUAUCCAUCCCAACAUGGAGCAACGAGAGGAAGAUAUUGCACAGCUGAGGCUCUUGGCUGGAAAGCUAUCAGCUGACUGGAAAGGCCAGGAUUUUAUGGCACCUGCCCUCGCUAGACGGAUACGAGACUUUCAAUUUGCCCAGGAAAAGCGUCGGAAAAAGUAUGGAGAUGAGAGACCAUUUGGCAUUCUUGGGCUAUACGAUCACCUGGCCGCUAUCCGAGUGGAUGUUGAAUGGGCAGAAGAUGCAGCUUGGAGACGAGCCAACGGAGAACCGUACUUUUCUUGGGCAGAUUUUGACAACAGUAAGAAAAAGGGAAGGAAUCGCCCGUUCUUUGUGUACACAAUCUGCACGAUCUGCACUCUCGUCAUGAUAGCCUCCAUUGCUAUGAACGAUUGGAGCUUUGAACCACUUGAUCAGAAUCCCAUGAUCGGGCCUAGUGCUGAAACGCUUCUUCGGAUGGGAGCCAAGGAUUCAUACCUUAUCGUCAACGAAAAUGAAGCAUGGAGACUGCUAUCUUCCGCGGUUCUGCAUGCAGGUCUUGUGCAUUACUUUGUCAAUAUGCUCGCACUCUGGUUUGUCGGUGCUGCCAUUGAGACGAGCCAUGGAUUUGUACAAGCUACGAUUCUGUUUGUCAUUCCUGCCGUAGGAGGCACCAUCUUGAGUGCAAUAUUUCUCCCCGAAUACAUCACGGUAGGAGCCAGUGGAGGGAUCUUCGGUCUUAUCGGUGCUUGCCUCUCCGAUAUUAUCAUGAACUGGAAGCUUCUAUUCUGUGAUUUUGUCACAGAAAAUGGGAAGAGGCAUCGCCACGCCAUGGUCGUUGUCUUUCUCCUCUUGGAUAUUGUGCUGAACUCGAUCAUUGGUCUCACUCCAUACGUGGACAACUUUACACAUUUGGGAGGCAUGGCAUUUGGUUUGCUAUGCGGAUUGAGCACGAUGGAGCGCCUGCCAACAAGCUUCUUUGGUAUGGAAGAAGGCUGCUGGUCUCAAGCAAAGCAGAUCCUUAUUCGUUUCUUUGGGCUCAUCAUAAGUAUCAUUAGCAUCAUCAUUGCAGCCAUCAUCCUGCUCAACGGAGACGGUGAAACUACACCAUGUCCAAACUGCACAUGGCUAUCGUGUGUACCGUUCCCCCCGUGGGAGGAAAAGAGUAACAAAUGGUGGUACUGCGAUGACUGCGGUCGCGUCACAGCCGAAAUCGUUCAUGGUUCUGACUUGCAUCUACAGCUGAAAUGUCCAGAUGGCUCAACGGCCAGAGUAAGCUUGAACACCGACGGACAAGACCCCGACAGGCACGAGCUGGAAAAACGUCUCCCAUCCUAUUGCAGAGAACUGUGUGUUGACUCUCAACGACUGCUAUUCGAGACAAGCCAGGAACUAAAUUGAACAGAGAAAUGCGAAACAAGUAACAGAAGAGGUACUAUAGUAUUGAUAUAGACACAUUAAUACAAACACUAAGGUUAUGUACUUGAACGAGCUAAUGGGCCUA